AUGGCAUCUCAGAAGGCGCACGGUCGACCGCUGUCGACAGCGGAGGGUUUUGUUCUGGGUGGGAUGGCUGCCUGUGUCGCGGUCACCUUCUCCAACCCACCAGACGUCGCGAAAACGCGUCUUCAAUUACAGGGUGAACUGGCCAAGGAUGGCGGCAUCAAAGUGUACAAGAACACGCUCGACGUCGUCCUGAAGACAUGGCAGCAUGAAGGCAUCCGAGGUGUUCAGAGAGGUUUGGCACCAGCUUAUGUUUAUCAGAUACUUUUAAAUGGCUCUCGCCUUGGCUUCUACGAACCUAUUAGAUAUUGGACUAAUGUUUCCCUGGGAAUAUCGCCUUCUCACCAAGUCCCCUUCACCUCCGUAUUUGCGGGGGCAGUAAGCGGUGCUAUUGGUGCUAGUUUGGGGAGCCCACUCUUCCUCGUGAAAGCGCGAAUGCAGGCUUAUUCUCCAGCACUACCUGUUGGUGCUCAGCACUAUUACAAAAGUUCUUGGGAUGCACUUGCUACUAUAUUUCGCGUGGAGGGUGUCCGAGGACUGUGGCGUGGGAUAGAUGCCGCCAUCCUGCGCACGUCUAUGGGUUCAUCGGUACAACUGCCAACGUAUAACUGGACCAAGAAUCACCUUGUGCAGAGCGGAAUUAUGCCGGCUGACAGUGUAUGGACAUUUCUGUUGAGUAGCACCGUAUCCGGCGUGUGUGUUCUCGCGGCGAUGCAGCCUGCUGAUACCGCACUUACAAGAAUGUACAAUCAGCCAACGAAGCUCCUACCGGAUGGCAGACACGUCGGCGUGCUGUACAAGAAUCCUAUAGAUUGUCUCUGGAAGACGCUGAAGACCGAGGGUCCCCUGGGCUGGUACAAAGGUUCUGUUGCGCAUUUCUUCCGCAUCGCGCCUCACACCAUCAUUACCUUGACCGCCAACGAUAUCAUUAUUAAGUUCUAUAGAAGACUGCGCGAUGGAGAUCUAGAGCCGUAG
This is a messenger RNA of Sparassis crispa, 972 nucleotides long. RefSeq names its product Mitochondrial oxaloacetate transport protein. The transcript is spliced from 12 exons. The record is from RefSeq and is a predicted model, not a curated record. The coding region runs from base 1 to 972 and encodes 323 amino acids. NCBI's taxonomy places the organism in Eukaryota, Fungi, Basidiomycota, Agaricomycetes, Polyporales, Sparassidaceae.